AAAUGGCAGCAAAGGUCGAUGAUAAGUCCUCUGACAUACCAGAGAGACUAUACGAUUCUACCAAUAAUAAAACCUACAAACGUAUGCGAUUUUUUGGAAAGGGUGGCUUUGCAAAAUGUUACGAAAUCAUCGAUGUCGUUACAAACGAUGUGUAUGCCGGCAAAAUUGUUUCGAAAAAACUCAUGAUGAAACAUAAUCAAAAAGAGAAAAUGACCCAAGAAAUCACCAUUCAUCGCAGUCUGAAUCAUGCAAAUAUUGUUAAAUUCCAUGGGUUCUUUGAGGAUAGCUUUAAUAUUUAUAUUGUGCUGGAGCUGUGCAAGAAAAGGUCCAUGAUGGAAUUGCACAAACGUCGAAAAACCAUCACCGAAUACGAAUGCCGUUACUAUAUCUAUCAAAUCAUACAGGGUGUAAAGUACCUGCACGAUAAUCGUAUCAUUCAUCGUGAUCUGAAAUUGGGUAAUCUCUUUCUCAAUGAUAUGUUGCAUGUUAAAAUUGGCGAUUUUGGUCUAGCCACUCGUAUCGAAUAUGAGGGUGAACGUAAACGUACCCUGUGCGGCACACCCAAUUAUAUUGCUCCGGAAAUUCUCACCAAAAAAGGACAUUCCUAUGAAGUGGAUAUUUGGUCAAUUGGUUGUGUUAUGUACACCCUGCUAGUCGGCCAGCCACCAUUCGAAACGAAAACCCUCAAAGAUACCUAUUCAAAAAUCAAGAAAUGUGAUUAUCGUGUACCGAGUUAUUUGCGUAAAUCGGCAGCCGAUAUGGUCAUAUCAAUGUUACAAUCGAAUCCCGAAAAUCGUCCAACAAUUGGUGAUCUCUUGCAUUUCGAAUUUUUGAGCAGUUCACCGGUGCCGAUGUUUUUGCCCAGCUCCUGUCUGACAAUGGCACCACGUCUUGAGCUGAACGAAACAAUUGAUCACGAGAAUGCUCAACGUAAACCGUUGACCGAGUUUAAUGGCAUCAAGGAUGAUACACGUUUGGAAUCGACAUUUCUUAAGAAUAAUCUGCAUGAUGCUAUCACGGCAUCGGCACAAGUUUGCCGACAUAAUGAAGAUUAUCGCAGUGAUAUUGAGAGUUUGUAUCAACAGCUGACCAAUUUGAUUAAUGCCAAGCCUCGUCUUCUGCAAGGCAAUUUGGGUGAUGAAAAUACCGAUCCUGCUGCUCAACCCUUGUUUUGGAUCUCCAAAUGGGUGGACUAUAGUGAUAAAUAUGGUUUCGGUUAUCAGCUAUGCGAUGAGGGUAUUGGUGUUAUGUUUAAUGAUACCACCAAACUUAUACUACUGCCCAAUCAAAUCAAUGUCCAUUUCAUCGAUAAAGAUGGCAAAGAAUCGUAUAUGACCACCACAGAUUAUUCCAAGGCCUUGGAUAAAAAAAUGAAAUUACUUUCGUAUUUCAAACGUUACAUGACCGAACAUUUGGUCAAAGCGGGCGCAAAUAAUGUCAACUUUGAAUCGGAUCAAAUAUCACGUAUGCCACAUUUACAUUCAUGGUUUAGGACCACAUGUGCCGUUGUUAUGCAUCUAACAAAUGGUACGGUACAGCUCAAUUUCUCCGAUCACAUGAAAAUUAUUUUGUGUCCCCGCAUGAGUGCCAUUACCUAUAUGGAUCAUGAAAAGAAUUUCCGUACUUAUCGUUUUUCCACAAUCAUCCAGCAUGGCUGUUCGAAGGAUUUGUAUCAGAAAAUACGCUAUGCCCAUGAGAAGCUAAGUAAAAUGCUGGAGAAGAUGUUCUUCUAG
This is a messenger RNA of Musca vetustissima, 1733 nucleotides long. RefSeq names its product serine/threonine-protein kinase polo (gene polo). Gene Ontology annotation, molecular function: protein serine/threonine kinase activity; ATP binding; protein binding. The transcript is spliced from 6 exons. Bases 3 to 1733 code for a protein of 576 amino acids. Gene Ontology annotation, cellular component: spindle pole; centrosome; nucleus. Gene Ontology annotation, biological process: regulation of cytokinesis; mitotic cell cycle; protein phosphorylation. Lineage: Eukaryota; Metazoa; Arthropoda; Insecta; Diptera; Muscidae. The record is from RefSeq and is a predicted model, not a curated record.